Messenger RNA from Notechis scutatus (mainland tiger snake), 991 nucleotides. Lineage: Eukaryota; Metazoa; Chordata; Lepidosauria; Squamata; Elapidae. The record is from RefSeq and is a predicted model, not a curated record.
UUUACAGAAGGAUAAAAAAGAUAAAGCAGAAAAGCAGAAACGGAAAAAGCAUACAUUAGCUGAGACUGAAUUACUGGAUUUGGAAUUGGAGCCACCAAAAGCAAAGAAAAUUAAAAAAAAGAAACAAGUGGCUGCUAAAAAUGAAGAUGCAAUUUCAGAAUGCAAUUCAAUAUCUCACAUGAGUAAUGGGGUAAAGCUCUCAAAAAAGGAGAAUAAUUCUUGCGAAGGUUCACAUACAGAAUGUGAAAGUGAUCAAGAUCAGGAAUUAACUGCAGAACAAAAGGAAGGUGCUUUUGCCAAUUUUGAUAUCUCUAAAGCAACCCUUGAUCUUCUGAAAGCUCGUGGUGUCACCUACUUGUUUCCAGUACAAGUGAAGACUUUCAAGUCAGUAUUUGAAGGCAAAGAUGUAGUUGCCCAAGCUCGGACAGGAACAGGGAAGACAUUCUCCUUUGCCAUUCCGUUAAUUGAAAAACUUGAUAGAGAUCCACAGGAAAGAAAAAGAGGCCGUUCACCAAAGGUACUAGUUCUGACUCCAACCAGAGAAUUGGCAAUGCAGGUUGCCAGAGACUUCAAAGAUAUUACAAAGAAACUUACUGUGGCUUGUUUCUAUGGAGGAACAGCGUAUAAUGGACAGUUGGAUCUAAUUAGAAAUGGCAUUGACAUCCUGGUUGGGACUCCUGGUCGAAUAAAAGAUCACCUCCAAAAUAAUAAAUUGGACCUUUCUAAAUUGAAACAUGUAGUCUUGGAUGAAGUUGAUCAGAUGUUGGAUAUGGGAUUUGCUGAACAAGUAGAAGAAAUCUUAGUGAAUUCUUACAAGAAAGAUUCUGAAGAUAAUCCACAGACACUCUUGUUUUCUGCAACUUGCCCUCCGUGGGUUUACAAUGUAGCAAAGAAAUAUAUGAAAUCCAAAUAUGAGCAAGUUGAUCUCAUUGGAAAGAAGACUAAAAAAACUGCUAUGACUGUAGAGGUAAAUUAACUUUUUAUAAUAAUA